ACUUGAACUUGCAGCUCAGGGGGGCUUUACCAUACCCCCGUCCCUCUCUCUUUUCAAAAAAGUCAUGAAGACCUCCGCACAGCCCGUACCGUGCGCGUCCGCUCCGUAUGAUCUAUAAUUCCUUCUUUUUUUUGGAUGUCAAACGCAUCUAUGAAGAUAUUUCCUUUGGACUCUACCUUGUGCAACGGCUCUACCAAUGUGAACUAAGCUGAAAGACACCACUAACCCGUCAUGUCUCGCCGCAAGCAAGGCAAACCGCAGCACUUGAGCAAGCGGGAGUUUUCGCCUGAGCCCCUGUCGGCUGUUGGUCCAGACGAGGACCCCCAGGACUCCCCCAGGCUGGGCCCACACCACCACGGCAGGGGGGUCCGAGACCCCCCGAAGUGGGACCAGGACCUGCUGACCUGCGGCCAGUGCCACGCCCGCUUCCCCCUGUCCGACAUCCUGCUGUUCAUCGAGCACAAGAGGAGGCAGUGCCGCGGAGGGCUGUGCUCGGACAAGCCCCUGGACCGCCCGCCCUCCGCCCCGCUAGCCUCGCCGCUCCCCGCCCCCUCGCCCCACGGACGCCUGCAGCAGCCGCGGCGCGCCGCGGCGGAGCCGGCCGUUCAGGUGUCGCCGCGCGACGAUAGGGAUUGUUUAUCGGCGCCCCCGCAAGGAAUAAUCCCCAAGCAGGAGAAUAUCACAGAUCUCUCAACAGAUGUGGAUCCGGUGGCCCAGGACCGGAUCCUCCGCUGGCGUGUGUGA
Molecule: messenger RNA, 744 nt
Organism: Osmerus eperlanus (European smelt)
Lineage: Eukaryota; Metazoa; Chordata; Actinopteri; Osmeriformes; Osmeridae
Product: B-cell lymphoma/leukemia 11A-like
Exons: 3
Coding region: 232-744 (170 amino acids)
Biological process (GO): negative regulation of dendrite development; regulation of transcription by RNA polymerase II
Cellular component (GO): nucleus
Molecular function (GO): DNA-binding transcription factor activity; RNA polymerase II cis-regulatory region sequence-specific DNA binding
Source: RefSeq, a predicted model, not a curated record